Messenger RNA from Neohortaea acidophila, 1745 nucleotides. RefSeq lists its product as uncharacterized. Lineage: Eukaryota; Fungi; Ascomycota; Dothideomycetes; Mycosphaerellales; Teratosphaeriaceae. The transcript has 2 exons. The record is from RefSeq and is a predicted model, not a curated record. Bases 265 to 1653 code for a protein of 462 amino acids.
GUCACCUUCCUCUAUCCCUCUCCGCCUACACGCUCAUGAGAAAUGGAGGUGAGGCUGGGUUCAUGAAUUGGCUUUGUCGGAAAUGCGCGCAAGCAUGCGACUCUCACGGCCUCGUUACCCAUGCAUGACAUGUCUCGGAGAAAGGCACCGGUUGUCAAGGAUGGAAUGGUCAGCAGCACAGCACCUUGCUCUGCAGCAAGCCACACGAGAUGUACAUGCAAUUAACAUGUAUUUGCCUUGCAUGGUCGACGAGAAUCUGCGACAAUGAGCCCUCCUUGUCCCUGGUCCGCGCACAACGAACCCCUCUACUUCGCUCCCCCUUACGGCAUCUGGGACAACGAACGCUUGCUCAACAUAUGGCAAGACAAGGAAUACGGCGAGAUCCGCCCUCAGCCAUUCUCCAACCCAUCGUCUGGCACCCCGACACAUCCCGCCUUCCUUUCCAAAAACCAACACGAAUCUUCUCCGCAAGAAGACGAAGUGCUCUCGGACUUCUCGGACAUCACCGAUGCCGACACCAUUAUUCUUCAGGAUGUGCCAGAGGCCGAGGCUUUGCCAAUAUCGGAUGAAGACUUUGUCAGCCGUGUCAAAGGCGCCCUUGAGCUGCAAGGCAAAUGCAAGACGUCAAACGUGGGUCGGCGUCAAGCUCGAAGGAUCCUGCAACUACUCCAACUGGCCCUCCCAGCCUCGCCAUCCGAAGCCCUCCAGCUCUCCAGCGACGAGGCCAGAGCGCAGGUGGACACUGGCCGAUUCGUCUCCACUCCCAUCAUCACGGAGAACGAGCAGUCUCUCCCUCUCCACACCGUUGCGCAAUUCCUCGACGAAUAUUACGACGACACAGCCACAGUCUCCAUUCAAGACCCCGCCAUUCGUCUGAGUCGCAAUAUUCCGUCCGUCCGCACCGUCACGGUCGCACAACUCAAGAAACGCUUUUGUGAGCCAGAUCCCAACGCCAACGCUCCUUGGAAUUGCCUCGAACUGGCCACCCACGUCGAUGAUGGCCUCCGACCCGCCUUCCUCAAUCACGAGGAGAGCCGCCUGCUCACAAAACUGAAGCUGCCCAAUACCAAAGACAGCGCCAGCCGCCGACACUACGAGCCCGGGUGGAAAGAAGUCGAGAAAUGGGCACUGCUCGCGCAAGCCGGAGCCCUUACCGAGCCACACCAAGACAGCCACGGCUACAACACUUACAUCACUGUCAAUCAAGGCAUCAUCGGCUUCGGAUGGCUCUCCAGCCCCACUCCGGAAGAACGAAGGGCCUGGUGCCGGAAUCCCAUGACCUUCGUCGGCGGUAAAUGGCGAUACAAGGUCUUGCGUCCCGGUCAGACCGUCUACUUCCCGUCGGGGACUGUGCAUUUCGUCUUCCGCCUCAAGGCUGCGGGCGACACUCUAGCGUUUGGAGGCCAUGUGUUACGCUGCUCGCAGAUCGUGCAUUGGGUUGAGACGAUGCUUGAGGAGAAGGCGGGAUCGGACAUCACGAAUGAGGAACUCACGGUCAGUGCGCUGGCGUACUUGGAGAGAGUGGAGAGGUUUGUGCGGCAGGCUUUGAAGACGGGCCAGGUGGAGAAAUGGGGCGGCGCAGCGUCGAUUCGGAGAUUCCUCGCAUUGAAACAGAAGUUUAUGAAGAUUUGUGAGGUCGUACAUCGUUCGUGAUGAGACACGACGUUGUAUCACUGGCUUAGACUCACAGACUUGCAAGCCCAGAUUCUCCACCGCUGUAGAUCAGAGAUAGGUUGAAGAUGGCC